Triplophysa dalaica is the source of this 4324-nucleotide messenger RNA. RefSeq names its product BTB and CNC homology 1, basic leucine zipper transcription factor 2a (gene bach2a). The record is from RefSeq and is a predicted model, not a curated record. Gene Ontology annotation, molecular function: protein binding; DNA-binding transcription factor activity, RNA polymerase II-specific; RNA polymerase II cis-regulatory region sequence-specific DNA binding. NCBI's taxonomy places the organism in Eukaryota, Metazoa, Chordata, Actinopteri, Cypriniformes, Nemacheilidae. The coding region runs from base 211 to 2511 and encodes 766 amino acids. Gene Ontology annotation, biological process: regulation of transcription by RNA polymerase II. The transcript has 5 exons.
UCAGCAAAGAGCGAAGCAGAGGCGCGCGGUUCAGCGUGCAACCCAACGCAGACAGAGAUUGAACUCGAUUAUAACGGUAAGAAAACGAAUAUAUAACCGUGCACGGUCCAGUUGUUAUAGAGCGUCCUGUCGAGCGUGGGCACCAUGUGAAAUCGUCUCUCUGAAUACCUUCGUGCAGGAACAAGUGAAACUUUAGGCUCACAGCAAGGAAUGUCUACAGAGGUGAAGCCUGAAGCUCCCAUGUACGUGUAUGAGUCAACAGUGCAUUGUGCCAACAUCCUUCUGUGCCUAAAUGAACAGAGGAAGCAGGACGUCUUGUGUGAUGUGACCGUACUGGUGGAGGGGAGGGAGAUUCGUGCCCACCGGGCAGUGCUUGCGGCCUGCAGCCAGUAUUUCUCUCUGCUGCUCAGGGGCCAAAUAGAACAUGAGCCACUCAUCAGUCUGCCAGAGAAGAUCACUGAGAAAGGCUUCGGCCCACUCUUGCAAUUUGCCUACACAGCCAAGCUGUUACUAAACAGGGACAACAUCCAGGAUGUCAUGUGCUGUGCAGAGUUCCUGGGCAUGCACAACCUUGAAGACUCUUGCUUCCUUUUCCUACAGGCCCAGAUGAAAAGUGAGGUUGACAACACGCACACCAGCCAAACCCCCCCAUCACCUCACCCACCGAGUCCGAACCAUCACGGGUCAGAGGACCCAAACAUGAUGCCCAACGAUUCCAAACCACCUUUGUUUGGAUCGAGGCUGCAUCCCCGUGACAUCAGCUCGUCCAAGAACACGGAGCGAUUACAAGUCAACAACAACCUAUUUGACCCACCACUGACCUUCGACCCCCAUCUUUAUCCUAAAUAUAGAAAGUACCAUCAGGCUAAGCACAACAUGAACACCUCACACAGCAGUACCUCAAACUUGCACGGUUUACUCCAGGAAACUGUCACCGGUGGUCCUGGUGGCCCGGAUCUCUACAAGGUGAAAGCAGAACCAACCAGCGGAGAGGGUUCAGUGCCACUGGACCUGUCUGAGGUUGAGCAGGAUGGUCUAGUCAAGGGUAGGGGGGUUGAAAUGGAGAUCGAGAUGGACAUGGAGUUAGAUGACAGGCAGCUUAGUUCAACACCCAAUGAACUUCCUGAUGGCAAACGUUCCCCAGUGUGCCUACACUCCUUAGUCAAAAAGGAAGUCAUGUCUUCGGAUCCGUGUUUUUCCGUCGAUCUCCAUUGUGCCAAGAGGAGCUCUAACGUUCAAGCUGAAAAAAAGGACUAUCAGGCUUUUGUUGGGGAACUUGGCGUGACUUCCUCAAAGAGGGCUGAGAAGUUAACCUCUAAUGUGUCCAUCAAAUCACCAUCCUUUGAGAGCGACCGAAGAAGCGUCAUCUUUUCAUCCAGGGCCCCCAACCAUCUCCCGGCACAUUCCUACCCACGUGAGAGCUAUCUGUGUCAGGAUGCCCAUGAAGACCCAUGGGCGGGAUCCAGCCAGUCAUUUCCCUGCUCCCAAACACUGUCACCCACUUCUGUCUCUCAAGAGCCCCCGAUGUCCUACCGCAGACGGCCAAAGAGCAGCUGUCCGGUGCCCAUCAAAAUGUGUCCGCGCUCCUCUCGCACCGAGAGUCACAUCAGGACCUCCAGCUCGUGUUCGUCCUAUUCCUAUGCUGAAGAUGGUAGUGGAGGUUCUCCUCAGUUUGAGCUCUCUACCUCGCCUUGUUCCACCAUGGAGAGGUGUCUGACCCUCGAGCACAGGGAGCGCAGUACGACCGGGCCACCCAAGAUCAAGUCAGAGAAGUCGUACGACAGUAAUUCCAGUGACGAGUCUGGAUCGUUCUCUGAUGGAGAUAGCGAAUCGUGUCCGAGCAAAGAGCGCAGACACGCAGAGGUGAAACUGCCGUUUUCAUUGGAUCAGAUCACAGAGCUUCCACGGAACGACUUUCAGCUAAUGGUAAAGAUGCACAAACUGACCUCGGAUCAGCUAGACUUCAUCCACGAGAUGAGACGUCGCAGUAAAAACCGCAUCGCAGCUCAACGCUGCCGGAAGAGAAAGCUGGACUGCAUCCAGAACCUGGAGCGUGAGAUUCAUAAACUGGUGUCUGAGCGACAGAAGCUUCUAACCGAACGAAACCAGCUGAAGGUCUGUAUGGGUGAACUCUGGGAAAACUUCUCCUUUUUAUCUCAGGAGGUCUGCAGAGAGGAACAGCAGAUUCCCGGGCAGACCCAAUAUCUGUAUCAUCUGCACUCGGACCCCGUUUUGUCCAGUUCAACCGGUACAGACAAUAAAAUAUCUUCCAGUCCCACCAGUAUAGACCUCACGCUCACCUCCCACAGCACCGUGGAGACAUCUUCAAGGUUAAGUGACUGCCAGGCCAAACAUCUGCGAGUGCACGGGGAGGACGUGAUGCUCCCGGACGCCGUCACGUCUGUGAGGUCAGAGCCUUUGCUUCAGACGAGCGGUUCGAACGUGACCAGCGAUUUCUGCCAGGAGAUGUGUGAGAAGUGUACCACAGAUGAGCAGGCCAAGAAGAGCUGAGUUUUCAUUAUUAUUAAAUAAGAAUUUUGGUUCAGUAUCUUUUUUAAUGUUUUCUGUGUUACGUUUAGUUUGUUGCUACUUUAGGGGAAAGUCGCCGUGUGUUUUGGCAUAUAAUGUAAGAUUUUAUUUCUCUUUGUAGCAGUUUUAAUCUUUCGUCUAUAUGGUAUCGAGUUCUCAGAUUUAUCUCAGGAAAUGCAGGGUUUGUUUUUUGUAACGUCAUAUGAAGCAGCAUAGAUGGAGUAUUAAAGCAUUUCAAAAGGUUUGGACCAAUUUCUGCAGCAUUUUCUGUUUUGCGUUCCUAACGUACAUCAAGAGAAGAAAAAAGCAAAUUAUGAACAGAAAAACUUUGAAGUAAAUUGUUGCUUGUCUGAAUUCAGAAGUUUUUUUAAUUGCAUUCUUUAACAUUAAGGCUAUCUCUUGCUUGCCAGAAGGCAAGCAGUCUUUUGUAAUGCAUGGGAUUUUAUCAUAAAACACUCCAAUUUUAAUAAUAGUUAACUUUGUAGAUGAUUGUCCUCUACAAUAUUUUGUGAUAAAGUGCCAUUGGAUACAGAAGCAGUUUUCUAAAAGUUUUUAAAAAUCAGUUUUCUAGACUGUUAUAAUUAUUGAUCAGGGAAAUCUGUUGUAUUUACAGCUCCUAGUAAACUUUGAUAACUUAAAUUAUUCUGACUUUGUAAAAUUUUGGCAGCUCAGAUUGCAGCUUUGACUCCUUCAGGAUCUUGUGCACUUGUCAUUGUAUGAAUUAUUUGGUUUCGGUAGAAUUUUGUUUGGAUUACACAUUACACCUUCUUAAGAACACCCUCAGCAAUGAAAAUGUUUUAUCCUGAUAUACACACCUCUGUAAUUUUAAAUGUCAGUUUACAUGUUUACUUUUUGUAAGAGUUCCCCUAUUAGUCUUAAAUCAUUUCUACACCUUUGACUUAAUAACACGACAUGAAAAAGCCUUAAAAUGACACGUUAAAGAAACGCUCACUGCUACUUCAUUUUGUAUUGUAUUUCAUGUGAUCAUUUGUUACAUGUUACUCACCUGUGCACCGUCACAAUACUGAAGUUUAAAGGUGAGAUGUUUUAAAGUGUAAUUUUACUGAAUUUACUUAGAAAUCUGUACAUUGCAUGACUUUAAAAGAGAAUAAAGACUAAAAUAAUCCCGCAACCAAGAGUUAUACACAUCAUAUAACAUAUUGAUAUCACGUUUCUGUAAACAAUUUGGGGUCUUGAAUCAUUUUGUUAUUAUUUCUAUUGGACAAAACCAGUCAAAUAACUUUGGCCUUAAAUAAAACGGCUUCAUUAAUGCAUGACAAAUCUCUCAUUUGUAUACAGAUAUGGCCACAGGGAUUUUUUUCGUUCUUGUGAUCUUUAAGUAUAGAUGCUAAUAAUGAUGUUUAGGUAUAAAUUAAGCAUUUCAUAAUUUUUGUUUUAUGCAUCAUUGUGAUAUAAAGUAAGGGCAAAUCUAAAUAUUCAUUAACAGUUUACAUGAAGUAAGUAUAGUUUGCAACAUUCACAGAUCUACCUGUAACAUCUAUAUACCUCUCAUCUCUUACAAGGUUUGUAGCAAAAAUGGUUUACAACCUUUUAAAAGGAUGUUUUACAGUCGUUUGUUUUAUGUAGAUUUGGUAUGUAUUGUAAAUAAAUUCUGUUUGUAGAUAUUUGUGGCAUUCUUAACAAAUGAUUGUUUCGCUCUUUCUUAUUUGUUACUCGAAUCUUAAAAAGUUGUGACCUCAAUGUUUAUAAUCUAAGUGUAUUUGUAAAAUUCUUAAAUGUGUCCUCAUUGAAAUUGUCUAAUAUUAGGAUAUUAAAUAAAUUACCAAGCAUGUUU